AUGUACGGGAUGCAGCAGCAGCUGCAGCCCGUCGCGCUGCCCCCGCACCUGCAGCAGCAGCAGCAGCACCACUACUACCGGCGCCAGCAGCACUACAGCACGCUCCCCGCCAGCCGGCGGCCCGCCUGCUGCCCCGAGCCGCUGCCGCGGCCCCUGCCGUGCCCGGAGCCGCCGCCGUGCCCCGAGCCGCCGCCGUGCGCGGAGCCGCUGCCGCGGCCGCAGCCCCUGCCGUGCCGCGAACCGCCGCCGUGCGCGGAGCCGCUGCCCCAGCCCCUGCCGUGCCGCGAGCCGGCGUCCCACCAGCACCAGGAAAGCAAUGUGGCGUACGACCGGGUGAGGACCUACGGCCCCGGGUGCCGGCGGGUGAGCACCUCCUGCUCCUCCCGCGCGGGCUCGCCGCUGGAGAGCUCGCACGGCUACCAGCAGGUCAUCGCCGGCUGCGACCCGCCGCAACAGGGCACUGUUCGGAGGAUUAUUAUAGAGAAUCCUGAACAGGAGCCAUUAUCCCCAUUUUUUAGAGGAGGGAAUUUCUAUCCUGGAAAUAAUGUCAUCUAUGAAAAAACAAUAAGAAAAUAUGAGCUAUUAAAUCCUCACCAGGAGAAGCAGUAUCAAUUUUCACACCAAUAUCAAAUUCCCCAGCAAUCAGAUCAAUGUCAUGUUAUCCAGCCUUGCCAGCAGUCUGAACAGUCCCAGGUCACUCAUCAGUGCCAGCAAACACAGACUGGUAGCCCCUGCGAAAUAAUCCCAGUCUCUGUGAGUGAUGAUUGCAGAGGAAAUACCGUGAGGAGGGUAACAGUCCAGACAUGUGAGCCGGUGAGUUGCCCUCAGGAAAAUAAUGACCAGCUGGAUUGCCGCUACUUUGGUGAGCUGCUUGCUGAACUGAACCGCAAGACCAAUGACUUGCACAGUUGUUUACUACAGCAUGUGGAAAAGAUAGGCGGGAGGAACCAUGACAUUGAACUUACCAGUCAGACUGAAGAUGUUGAAGAUUUAAUUCCCAAAGGACUGUCUGAGGCAACAAAACAACAGAUUCGUUAUCUCCUUCAGAUGCGAGUGACAUCAGAUAAAUCAUUGAGGCUUGUGCUUUCCACUUUUAAAAAUUUACGUGAAGAGCUUUGCCAUUUACAGGAUGAUUUGGGGAAAUUAGAAACCGACAAUGUCUGUCUUAAGAAGGAUUUGUCUUUUAAAGAUUCACAAGUUAAAGAGUAUGAAACUAUGCUGACUUCCUUGAGAGAAAAUAAUCGUCAGCAGCAGCAAGGACUCAGAGAGAGUACUGCAAAAUGUCGCUCUCUGGAAGAACAGCUCCUUUCUCUUCGGCUCAGUGAGGGAGAAAAGGAUUGCCAAUUAAAAGAACUGGAGUACUGCAAGCGUGCCUUGGAGCAAGAGAUCCAGAACUUGAGACUACAGACCUGUUCUAAUCCAACGCUUCAGACCACCACAGAUGAACUCUCUAGCCGUUACGUAGAGAUGAUCAACAACUUGAGAGAGGAUAAAGAUCGUGAGAUCCGCAGUCUUAGGUCUCAGUUAUCACAAUUCCAGCAAGACAUAUCAAGAAGAGAAGGAAAUAACAGUGACUUGCAAAUAAGGUUGCAUGAACUGACAUCAAUGCUGGAGGAGAAAGAUGCUUUUAUUAAGCAACAACAAGAGGACCUUUUCAGAUUGAAGCAAGAGAGAUUAUCAUGCAAUCAGUCCCCUGGUACAACAGCCACCAUCAUUAAGAAGUACAGGAAUCAGUAUCCAAUUCUAGGUCUCUUGUCUGAUGACUACAAGGUUACAUCACCAGUCAAUAAAUCACACACUAUUGUAAUUGAGAGGACUGGAGAAAUAUGGAAACAUGUAAGUUUACUUAGAUUAACUAUACUAUUUCAGAAAUCUUUAAGUAUUUCAAAGAAAACAUUAGCCAAAGUUGGCUUGCAAGAAAAAGCAGGAGUUAAUUUAACUGGGCUGCAAAAAGCAAAAAGUGACUAAACUCAAGGAGCUGUAUUUGUUGCAAAACAGCAAUAAUUGUUAGGUAGAAUACAAAAAUAACAACUUGGUAUUUUUUCAC
Rhea pennata is the source of this 2047-nucleotide messenger RNA. RefSeq names its product POF1B actin binding protein (gene POF1B). Gene Ontology annotation, cellular component: actin filament; bicellular tight junction; adherens junction. Gene Ontology annotation, biological process: bicellular tight junction assembly; actin filament organization; epithelial cell morphogenesis. The transcript is spliced from 14 exons. Gene Ontology annotation, molecular function: actin filament binding. Lineage: Eukaryota; Metazoa; Chordata; Aves; Rheiformes; Rheidae. The record is from RefSeq and is a predicted model, not a curated record. Bases 1 to 1968 code for a protein of 655 amino acids.